AUGGGCUUCACCGACUUCGUCUCCGGCGCCGGCCUCACCCUCCUGAACAACUGGGUCAAGACUCGCAGCUACAUCGUUGGCUACUCCCCAUCGCAGGCCGAUGUCAAGGUCUUCCAGCAGCUGAAGACGCCGCCGGCGCCCGAGAACUACCCCUAUGCCUGGCGCUGGUACAACCACAUACUCACCUUCGAGCCCGAGUUCUCCACCCUUCCCGGUGACCCAACCAAGGAGUACACCGCCUACGGCCCCGAGUCGGCCGAGCUCACCGUCAACCCGGCCAAGGCUCCCGCCGCUGCGGAGGAUGACGACGACGACGUCGACCUGUUCGGCAGCGACGACGAGGAGGAGGAUGCCGAGGCCGAGAGGUUAAAGGCAGAGCGCCUGGCCGAGUACAACAAGAAGAAGGCCGGCAAGGUCAAGCCCGCGGCCAAGUCCCUCGUCACCAUGGACGUCAAGCCUUGGGAUGACGAGACCGAUCUGGAGCAGUUGAAGGCCAACGUCUUGGCCAUCCAGCAGGAUGGGCUUGUCUGGGGAGCUUCCAAGUUCGUUGCCGUCGGUUUCGGUAUCAAGAAGCUGCAGAUCAACUUGGUCGUCGAGGACGAGAAGGUGUCCACGGACGAGCUGCAGCAGAAGAUCGAGGAGGACGAGGACCAUGUGCAGUCGACCGACAUUGUUGCCAUGCAAAAGUUGUAG
Trematosphaeria pertusa is the source of this 693-nucleotide messenger RNA. RefSeq names its product elongation factor 1 beta subunit. Gene Ontology annotation, molecular function: translation elongation factor activity; guanyl-nucleotide exchange factor activity. NCBI's taxonomy places the organism in Eukaryota, Fungi, Ascomycota, Dothideomycetes, Pleosporales, Trematosphaeriaceae. The transcript has 4 exons. The record is from RefSeq and is a predicted model, not a curated record. Gene Ontology annotation, biological process: translational elongation. Gene Ontology annotation, cellular component: eukaryotic translation elongation factor 1 complex; cytosol. The coding region runs from base 1 to 693 and encodes 230 amino acids.